Echinostoma caproni is the source of this 213-nucleotide messenger RNA. Lineage: Eukaryota; Metazoa; Platyhelminthes; Trematoda; Plagiorchiida; Echinostomatidae. The record is from the annotation of a GenBank genome assembly.
AUGAUCACAGGCACAAUUCGGUAUCGAGGUGAUCGUGUUGGUGGUUACGGUUGUUCUGGUUGUUCUUGUCGUUGUUGUUGUGAUGGCGGUGAUCGUGUUGGUGGUGAUAGUGGUGGUGGUGAUGGUAGUGGUGGUGGUGGUGGUGGUGGUGGUGACGGUCAAGCCAAUCGAGUCCCAAGCCAUUGUAGCCUGAACACCAUUAUUUCAGUUUGA